UGGGAAACAGUCGGUCGCUAAUGUCUGCAACACCCGGUGUUUGAGUUGUGGGAUGGAGUUUCGUUGACAGACAGUAACAAUACGUGAAAUUUGUAUUUAUUGUCUCCGUCUUCAUACGCAGUGACAUCGGGAGGACUCCCAAGAGCAACAUGGCGGAUAACAUUAUCAUCAGGGUACAAUCCCCAGAUGGGAUGAAGAAAAUUACUUCUACCAAGAGGGAGACUGCUACUGCUUUUUUAAAGAAGGUGGCCAAAGAGUUUGGGUUAAAUUCCAAUGGGUUUUCUGUUUACCUGAACCGCAACAAGACCGAAGAGCUCCUUUCCCAGAACAAAACCAUGAGCCUGCUUAAGAUCAAGCAUGGCGACAUGCUGUAUAUGGUCCCUUCAGGAUCCCCCUCCACCUCGGGGGAGGUGAUGGACACGGCCACCCCGCACUCAUCUUCAUCCCUACCAUCUGUCUCAUCUGCCUCAUCCUCCUCUUCGUCCUCCAUGAUCCCCCGGUCCUUCUCAGCGCCCCAGGUCCAGGAGGACGAGAUCGAUCAGUAUCUGUCCAAACAAGACGGCAAGAUCUACAGGAACAAAGAUCCACAGCUAUGUCACCACGGGUCCCUUGGAAAAUGUGUUCACUGUGUACCAUUAGAGCCUUUUGACGAAGACUACCUGAAUCACCUCGACCCACCAGUGAAGCACAUGUCAUUCCACGCAUAUCUUCGAAAGCUGACUGGUGGAGCUGAUAAAGGGAAGUUUGCCGCUCUGGAGAACAUCAGCUGUAAGAUCAAGUCGGGCUGUGAGGGCCACCCUCCCUGGCCAGAGGGGAUCUGCACCAAGUGCCAGCCCAGCGCCCUCACACUCAACAGACAGAAAUACAGACAUGUGGACAACAUCAUGUUUGAGAACCACACCAUCGCUGACCGCUUCCUGGACUUCUGGAGGAAGACGGGCAGUCAGAGGAUGGGAUACUUGUACGGCCGGUUCACUGAGCACAAAGACAUCCCUCUGGGCAUCAGAGCCGAGGUGGCUGCCAUCUACGAGCCGCCACAGAACGCCAGUCAGAACAGCCUGGAGCUGGUGGACGAUCCUAAAGCUGCAGCUGUGGACGAAAUCGCUGCCAAACUGGGCCUGACCAAGGUAGGCUGGAUCUUCACUGACCUGCUGUCUGAGGACACGAGAACAGGCACUGUCCGCUACACGAGAAACUAUGACUCACACUACCUGAGCGCAGAGGAGUGCAUCACAGCCGGAUACUUCCAGAAUCUACAUUCAAACCCCUGCAGACUCUCCAGAGACGGAUAUUUUGGCUCGAAAUUUGUAACCGUGGUGGCAACAGGGGGUCCAGAUAACCAGGUGCACUUUGAAGGAUAUCAGGUGUCCAAUCAGUGCAUGGCUCUGGUGAGAGACGAGUGCCUGCUGCCCUGCAAAGACGCUCCGGAGCUGGGCUACGCUAAAGAGUCCAGCUCCGAGCAGUACGUACCAGACGUCUUCUUCAAGGACAAAGACAAGUUUGGAAAUGAUGUCACGUUUCUAGCUCGGCCUCUUCCUGUGGAGUAUCUUAUCAUAGAUAUUACGACCACCUUUCCAAAGGACCCCCAGUACACCUUCUGCUCUACACAACGCUUCCCCAUUGAGAACCGGGACAUCCUGGGAGAGACACAAAAUUUCCACAGUUUAGCAACAUACCUGUCCCAGUGCACCUCCACGUCGUUCCUGGACAUCGUGUCGGACUUCCAUCUGCUCCUCUUCCUUGUCACCAAUGAGGUCAUGCCUCUGAGUGACAGCAUCGGGUUGCUACUAGAUGCUGUGAGGACUUCCAAUGAGGAUCUGGCACAGACCUGGAAGAAGUCGGAGCAGUGGGCCACCAUCGAGCAGCUGUGCAGUACAGUGGGCGGGCAGCCCUCCAGCUCUCAGGGUUACGGGGCCAUGGGCGGCCCCUCGGUCCCCGCCUCCUCCUCGGCCAUGUGGUCCUGCCUCCACUGCACCUUCAUGAACCAGCCCGGCACAGAGCUCUGUGAAAUGUGCAGCCUCCCCCGCGGUUAAAGAAAAACCCCUCCCUGCCCCCCACAUCCCUAUGUCCCGCCCUAAUCUCAUCCCGCCCAGCCAAUCACAUCGCUGCACCAGGACGAGCUGCGAGAUAUGGAUUCCCUUGUUCUUUUUUUUUUUUGUUCUUUCGCCUCGCUCCGAAGCCUUCCCGUCUCACCGGCUGCUGAUGAAAGGGAUGCACUCGUUUACACCCAAUUCAAUGAGUAAAUAAAAUAAAACCAGACUGUGUUUUUUGUCUGUAUCCCUCCUCACAGCGGCUCUCGUGAGUCUCGUUAAGGUAAAGCACUUUUUUUUGGCUGAGGCCCCUCUCCUUCAACCCCCCCCUUCCCUGAAUAAUCAGCCCCUCAGAUGAGACUGGAGUGUUUGGAUGUUCUCUCACAUCAGUGCCCCUCUCACUCUCACAACGUCCUCUGGAAUAUCUUGCUGUGUAUGAAACACCUUGAGGAAUGAUACUGUUAUUUAAAUCCUUUUUUUUUAUCUGAUUGUAGCGAUACCUUCAAGUUCUGAAUCUUCAGGAGUGGACUCUACUCACGCAGGUCUCUUUGACAAGCCCCUUAAAGUACAAUCAUCAGUCAAAGUUUAGACCUGAAAACUCUUGAAUAGCUCCGGAGUAAAUCCACGCAAGUAGAGAGUUUAUAUUUUCAGUAUUAAUUUGCUUCACACGUAAGUCCCAGAGUGGAAAAGGCAUACACAAAGAGCGUUUCACCCCUUACUCAACCUCCACAGUGGUUUGAACCUGAGCAAAAAUAAUAUGUAGCUUAUUUUAUCAGCUGUAUGUGCCGUCUCUGAUAAAACUCCCCCAACUAAAUGGCCGUCGUCAUUACAGACUUGCACUAUAUUAGCCGCGAGGUGCUUCUAGAAACAACUGGUGCUCGCCAAUUUCCUCUCCGUUGAACCUGGGCUUCUUUUGCUUUCUCGCUGACGGGGCCACGCUGCGUUUUCCAGGACUCAUCCUUCAAAGACUCCCAAGUGUCAAGCAGGAUAACGAUGAUCAGUGUUGGGAAAACCUUGAAGAUGGCAUCGUCUGCUUUUGAUCUUCAAAUCAUUUUUAGAGCCUUGCAUUUAGCCAUACACACACUUUAUACGUCUCAGAGUCUGCCUUCACCCCAGUUGAUGCAAGAGAUUGUGCUAAGGGCAUUGCAAUGUGGCAGGAAGAAUGUCCAUAUAAGGAGGCAGAAAUCUCAGAGAAAGAAACAAAACAAUCUCCAUUUAAAGAUGCUGUGAGUGGGAAAUGUUUUGUAGUAAGGAACCCUUUCACAUAUGACCGUCAGCAGUGAGGAUAUAAGGACAGCUGGUUAAAACUGGUUCUUUCUAAUAACAGUUUCAUGUCUCCUUUCGUGAGACGAAUAUUAGAACCAAAACGUUUGACAUCAUUUGAAACUCAACAUCUGGCAACAAAAUGUUAAAUGAAACCACCCCGCAUAGAUACUCGUAGCAUUUAAAGCAUCUGUUUGGCAAAAUGGACCACAUUCAUAUGAUGGGAGUCUUGGUAAACUAAUGCGUUGCCAGAAUGAAGUUUUUUAAUACUAUCAACAAUACUCUACAGGACUGUACGUCCAAAUUAACAAGCUUUACAGCAUUUUGAAUAUUAAAUGAAAAGCCAGUGCUGUUUUUAAGAUCGUAUUUGAUGUCUGCCACAAAACUCAUCUUGUUUUGACUAUACAAAUGCCUAACUGGUUGAAAAAAUAUGACACAUGCUAAAAACAAAAAUGCUAACAAGCUGCAACUCUUUGUUGACUUAUUUUGAAAAACAGAACCUCUUUCGAUCCACGUACACCAUGUUUGCUGCUGACGGAAAACACCCACAUCGCUACUUUUCUUUUUCCUCAAAACCGUUGUGCACUUCUCCAUAAAAUAGUUCCCUGUCAUUAUCACGCUAAAAGGCUCUGACAGUGAAUCAGUAAUUACUGUGGCGUUCUGACGGGGAAACGGACCUCUUAGUUGGGACGAGAGGCGCUGUUUGCUAUUUAUAAAUGAAUGAGACGUGUGCUUUGUAAGAGCUUGACAGUGAUUCCAUUGAGAUGUUUUUAGUGGUAGGUUAAUUUGAAAGAAGCUUGUGUGUUUUUCUUUUUUCUUUGCCCGAUGAUAUCAUCCUUGCCCCCUCCCCCCCCCCUCUCCCCCGUGUGAGUUCUUGAGAGCGAUUUCUCUGAUGUCAUGCUAACGGACGGCAGUGACCUUUUCCUUUUGUAUUGAUCCGGGGCCGUUUGCUGAGCGAGCAUGCUCUUGGACUUACAGCCGGUCCUAACCGAGGACACAGAAAGUUGUAUGCUGUUGACCUGGAUUUGAAACAAAAUAAUAAUAAAAAAAACAACAACAACAAA
This is a messenger RNA of Eleginops maclovinus (Patagonian blennie), 4357 nucleotides long. It is a transcript of the gene nploc4, whose product is annotated as NPL4 homolog, ubiquitin recognition factor. Gene Ontology annotation, cellular component: nucleus. The transcript has 17 exons. The record is from RefSeq and is a predicted model, not a curated record. NCBI's taxonomy places the organism in Eukaryota, Metazoa, Chordata, Actinopteri, Perciformes, Eleginopidae. The coding region runs from base 150 to 2033 and encodes 627 amino acids. Gene Ontology annotation, molecular function: ubiquitin protein ligase binding; ubiquitin binding. Gene Ontology annotation, biological process: ubiquitin-dependent protein catabolic process.